AGCGCCCGCUGCCCCUUGCUGCGGCGGGGACGGAGGAGGAGCGGAGAGGGCGGGGGGGUCACGUCUGCACGCGUGCUGCAGGGAAAGGCACCGGAGGGCUCCGCCAUGUCCUACUGCAGGCAAGAAGGAAAAGACAGAAUUAUAUUUGCGACCAAGGAGGACCAUGAGACACCAAGCAGUGCUGAGCUGGUUGCAGAUGACCCAGAUGACCCUUACGAAGAACACGGCUUGAUAUUGCCCAAUGGAGAUAUCAAUUGGAAUUGCCCAUGUCUGGGUGGAAUGGCUAGUGGUCCCUGUGGGGAACAGUUCAAGUCAGCUUUUUCUUGUUUCCACUAUAGUACAGAAGAAAUAAAGGGAUCAGACUGUGUGGACCAAUUCCGUGCCAUGCAGGAAUGCAUGCAGAAAUACCCAGAUCUUUACCCUCAAGAGGAUGAAAAUGAAGAAAAAGAGAAGUCAAGCAAAGAUUUGGAAGCUACUCCUAUGGAGGCUCCUGUUGCCAAAGAGGAGAAUGGAUCUAGCUAAUGAAGAUGCAAGGAGGCUGUUGUCUCCAUUUCUCAUUUUCAGAGACAUGGACGUGUGUCUGUCUUUUGAGUCUCAACAAAUGUUUCACCAUUGUUCUAUACACUGUAUCAUAGUAAAUAAUUUAUUGCUGAAGGAGAAAUCUCGUUGCAACCGCUUUGCAAAUAAGUACUACAAAAGGAAUGAGUAUAUGUAUGUACUGUGCAACCUGUCAGACACAGUUAAUACUUUAACAGCUGUUUUUUACCCUCAAGUUCUCCUUGAGUUUUGACUUGAAUAAUGCCUUUAAAUGUCUAUCUCUUUCAACUAAAAUUCCAGUAGCACACCAGGUCUGUCUUCAUUUCAGUGUGUUCUGAUCAAUAGUUGCUCUUCUUUAAUGUAUUCUGUUCUAUUAAUAGAUUUUGCAUUAAAUGUUUGUUUUUCCUUAAAGAUUUUUUUGUCAGAGUGAAUGCAGGACAUUGAAAAUGGCCUAAAUCUAGAAUCUGUAAAAUAAUUUCAAAUUGUCUGAUUUGAUUAUGGCUGAAUUGUAAUACCAGCAUCAGGUAAGGAGUGCCAGGAGAGUGUUGAGAUAGGUAUCUCCUUUGAUGUCACUUGCUUGUUGUGAUGGCUUUUGCAUUUUUAAAAAUGGUUAAAAAUGUGUGCAACCAUUGAUUGAGGUGAAUGCAAAGAACGUUGAUCACUGGCUUUAUUUUUGCUCUGAAACCACGGUUUUUGGAUUACUUUUAUUUAGUGCCUGCUCCUUCAGUAUAUAGACAGGCUCUUGUGAAAUGCUUUGAGAGUACAAUGAAAAUGUUACCUGGUGUCAUGAUGUCAAAACAGAUACUGUGACUUAACUGUGUAUUAAAAAGCAAAUACUUUUUACCUUAAAUAUAA
Apus apus (common swift) is the source of this 1392-nucleotide messenger RNA. RefSeq names its product coiled-coil-helix-coiled-coil-helix domain containing 4 (gene CHCHD4). The record is from RefSeq and is a predicted model, not a curated record. Gene Ontology annotation, molecular function: protein-disulfide reductase activity. The transcript has 3 exons. Gene Ontology annotation, biological process: protein import into mitochondrial intermembrane space. The coding region runs from base 106 to 522 and encodes 138 amino acids. Gene Ontology annotation, cellular component: mitochondrial intermembrane space. NCBI's taxonomy places the organism in Eukaryota, Metazoa, Chordata, Aves, Apodiformes, Apodidae.